Messenger RNA from Spirometra erinaceieuropaei, 2121 nucleotides. The record is from the annotation of a GenBank genome assembly. NCBI's taxonomy places the organism in Eukaryota, Metazoa, Platyhelminthes, Cestoda, Diphyllobothriidea, Diphyllobothriidae.
AUGCUGGAAAGUUGGUCCUCGACUGGCACACUCAACCGGGCCAUAGACCUACAUCCAGCCUACCAGGCGCUCCGCGCAAGACUCGAGUCAGUCCAGGCAGGGCCGAUGGCACGGAUGAGCAGAGCCACACGGGGUCGACCGCCGACGCUCGCGGAGAGAGGAGAAGGCGCUUACCGAAUGUCACGUUACCGGCGUGGCACACCGUCUCACGGACGUACUCGCGAGGCCGGAAACACCACGCCUGAGAAACAAAGACCGAUCAGCCCGCCGUCUGACGAGGGGGAGGCGAACGAGCACGCCGACGCCGCGGCAACCACGUCAGGCGUGAGGGGGACACAAGCCACACCAGUCCACCAAUGGCUGAGAUCAGGGAGGCGACAAUCAGCCAACGGAAAGCAGGCUAGUCAACAAACGUGCGCUGUGCACGGUUAUAAUACGAGGCAGGCGGCAAGGCUGAACAGAUCAAGGCUAGCAGGAAACGUCAGCGCACGACUCUGAUGAUGGAAACGAGUGUGUUUCCGAAACGUCAGUCUGAAUACAACCUGGUCCAUGAAAUCGAUUUCUCUUCUUCGUCUUCCUCGGGGGAUGAUAUACACGGUAAUAUAUCUGGACCUCGCAUCUUCACGCAUAUUGAUAUAUAUAUAUAUAUAUAUAUAUAUAUAUAUAUAUAUAUAUAAAACUUGGCGUCAUCAAUCUGGCUGAAGAACAGGACAAUUAUCAAUUUGAUGGCAUGGAACCCCCUAUUCGGCAAGAUACGUGGUACAACUGCUGUUGUACUUUCCUAAACGCAUGCUUUACUGGCAUAUUGUCUACAUUGUUGUGAAGCGAGUAACGAUGUUGGCUUCACGAAAACUCACCUCUGUUCGGGAAUGUUGUGCAUGCUGUUCUGAACCUACUGAUCUACAUGUCAUUCUUAAAAUACAUCACAUAUGCAUUAAUAUCGCCAGGAGCUGCAGAAGCCGAUUUUCCCCACUGAGCAUUCAGUCACUGCAGUAUACAGUAGCGGACAAAGCACAGUUACACAGAAUUCGACUGGCAGAUAGGACAUAUAAUUAGACCGCCGUUAGACAGUUCAGCUUUAUUAAAACCAAGCAGAUAUUAAAUCCUACUGGGCAUUAUUUGGGUCGAGUCUCCUGGAACGUGCUGUUGAAUUUUGAUGUUGCAUUCUAAUUAAUCGCAUGCCCUUCUCCCUGAACUGUCUCAGUACAAUAGUUGAAUGUCAAAUUAUCAUGAAGCAAGAGAUUACAAAUAGCGACAGGAUACGCCUGCAUGCCCGAUAUUGCGAUGGGCCAGCGGAGGAGGCUUGCGUAUAAACGAAAAAAACGCGAUUGCCGUGAAUUAAGCCAGAAUAACAGAAAUGCAAACAAACCAAAAAGAGAGAAACGAUUACGAGCGAUGCAUAAUAACUCCUCGCUAGUAAUUUAAGUGGGAACUUGUCGUGAUAUGACAUUCAUACACGAUAAUCGAGCCGAGGACCACACACACUACAAACAAACAAUCCUGAAGUAUGAGAGGCCCUCGUUGAAUAAUAAUUUUCCUUGUUUAAAGUUAGGACACCGCCUUAAACCCAUCGUAAGAAACAGGGGUAUAAAGGGAUAAGUGACGUGUAAGGGUUACACUAGUAGCGCAGAAGGUCGUUUCAAUCGGAAUCACUGCUAGGUACGCACGGAAAGUCAAGAUCGUUGAACUAAACAAUAUGAUGGAGCGAAGAAUCGCCUUGAGCCCACCGAGAUACAUUAAAUCAAGGACAUCUGCACCAUUGCGUGCUUCGCGUUCGUCAAAAUUAGCCAGGAGUGAGGGAAAUUAACGCCAUUGUUUACACCUAUUUCAGGACUAAUAACCAAGGUCAUCCCGCAGCUGUAUGCGUCGUCGGACAUCAAUAAAAGUAGAUGACAAUUCUUGAAAUACUAUGUGAAUGACAAACUUGGUGCCUGCAGUCAAGGAACAUCACGUUAUGCUCCUGGGCACACUGAUCCGCAGUUCCACCACUCAUACUCCCCCCCCUCCUCCUCCUUCUCCUCCUCCUCCUCCUCCUCCUCCUCCUCCACCCCCUCAUCCUCCCCUUCCUCCUUCCCCUCCACCUCCCCCUCCUCCUCCCCCCUCCAGCAAAAGGAGUUCUAA